UAUCGAAAACACGAUAAGUAUUACGAUAUUGAAAAAGUUAUUUUAAAACACGUACAUCCAUAACCAUAUUAACCAUGAGCGACUACGAUGAUGACGAAUUACCGCCGAUAUCCGUUAACAUAUUCGACAGCCAAUCUAUGCAGCUAAACAUGCCCGACGCUGAUGUACUAGCACUGCAGAGGGCUCAAGAAGCGAUGCGUGACAUGGAGAUCCGUCGCCUGCGCGAGCAGGCUUGCCGGCUAGAGACCGGGGAGGUAGCAUUAUUUGGCACGGACUCCUCAGGGUCCGAGGGUGAAGCCUCUUUAGCAGCAACUUUGGACCAAUUAGCUGUCAUUCCUUCAUCACCUACAGACACUGCUCUGCCCCCAUUAGAUGCUUUGUUGGAAGUUUUUGCAGAGAAUGUACCAGGGGAUAAGGAAUUCUGUAGAGAGCUGUUGCAGUGUUUAAAGGAAGCAAGGAGUGAUGCGGGCAAGGUGGUUGAUUGUCUAGUCACCAACGUGACGCUACUCCUCACCUGUGACGACACAUGGACGGACGAGGAGUUCCUCAAUGUGUGUGUGAGCCUGCUGAGCGUGUGUGCGUGCGGGGGCGGCGCGCGGGGGCGCGGAGCGCGGGGGGCCGCCGCGGUGUUGAGGCAGCUGGUGGAUAAUGUGGCUAGUGAGACGCAGCUCUUCCAGCUAACCUCUACCAUCGUCUCAGCCUCCAUUCCUUCAUAA
This is a messenger RNA of Plutella xylostella (diamondback moth), 716 nucleotides long. The record is from RefSeq and is a predicted model, not a curated record. Lineage: Eukaryota; Metazoa; Arthropoda; Insecta; Lepidoptera; Plutellidae.